AUGAUACAGGAGUGGGAUUAUGAUGUUGAUAGAUUUUCUUUCGAGGACAGCGAUAGAUUUGAGGAAGAUUCAUUAUGCUCAUGGAUCAGUGAACCUGAAAGUCUUUGCAACAACUGGCGAGGUUGGAAGAGGCAAAAUGGUGGUCAGACCAUUCUAUGUAGUCGUUCACCAGACAAAGUUACACCAUUGGUUGAAUUAUCGGCCAUAGCUGUUGCCUGUCAUCUACCAUUUGAGGUGGUUGAACAUUACCCAGAACCAAUUCCAGAAUGGCUUCAACUUAGAAUAGCUUUCUGGAGCUUCCCUGAAAAUGAGGAGGAUAUCAGAUUAUAUUCCUGUUUAUCUAAUGGCAGUGCAGAUGAAUUUACCAAAGGAGAACAUCUAUAUAAAAGUAAGGCAGUUAAAGAAGUCAUACAAAUUGGAUUUCAUCUGAGUGCUACCAUAUUACCACCUCAAUCAUUGAACCAGGCCCAGGGUAAUAAAGCUUGUAGUGUAGCUGUAGUAUUUGACAGAAGAAGAAUAACUCUGUGUAAUUGUAACUGUGAAAGUCAGGCAUACUGGUGUUCUCAUGUUGUAGCUGUUUGUUUAUAUAGAAUACAUCAGGCUAAUUCAGUAUGUUUACGAGCACCAGUAUCAGAAUCUUUAUCCAGAUUACAUCGAGAUCAGUUACAGAAGUUUGCUCAGUAUUUAAUCAGUGCAUUACCACAACAGAUUUUACCAACAGCACAGAAAUUAUUGGAUCAACUUUUAUCUUCACAAGAAACAGCUAUAAAUACAGUUUAUGGUGCACCAGAUCCUACUGCUGGACCACCAGCUAGUGAACAGACAUCCUGGUCUCUAGAUGAAUCAACAUUACAUGAAAAUAUCAAUAAAACUCUAGUCAAAUUCUGUGUACCUGCUCCUAUGGUUUUCAGUGAUGUGAACUAUUUAUCAGCUAGUGCCCCACCAGCAGCUGCUGAAUGGCAGAGUCUCUUACGUCCAUUACGGGGUAGAGAACCAGAAGGAAUGUGGAAUUUAUUAUCAAUAGUUAGAGAGAUGUUCAGACGUCAUGACAGUAAUUCUGUACCAUUGUUAGAAAUUGUUACUGAUGAGGUUCUUCAGUGUGAACAGAUUUUAAUCUGGUGGUUCACAACGAAAUCUUCUGCACCAAAUAAUAGUUGUGUUGUACAUAUUACUAGAAGUGGUAAUAGUUCAGCUAAUGCCACUCAGCAUGCUGCUGCUAGUCUUUGUGAAGAGAUAGUGACUCUAUGGAGAUUAGGAGCUUUAAAUCCUAAACUUUCACCUAUACAAAGAGAUGAUCUAUGCACUAAGUUUAAAGACUGGCAUAUAGCUACUAUUGAGAAAGUACGAAAAGCUCGUAGUUCUAGUAAUAAUAGUAGUGGUAAUGUUAAAAAGAAUGAUAUAGAAAACUUUCCAGGGUUUAAACCAGCAAUUGAAGCUUGUCAUUUAACAUGGGAAGAUUAUCCAAUACGUGGUGUGACUUAUUGUGAUAAGGAAGGAUCACGAUGGGUUUAUCAUUUUAGUUGUAAAGGAUCAGAGAAAACCUCUAGAAUACAACCAAUGACUAUCUGUUCACGUGACAUUAUUAGUACAGAUAACUCCUCACAUGCUGCUCAUACUAAACGAUCUCAGGACCCACGUGCACGUGGAAGACAUGACAACACUGUACAUAGACGCGAUGAUAUAGAUGGAGCUAUUAGUUCAGGUUCAGAAGGAUUUUGUGAACCUGACAGACAUUUUCGAGAUUCAGAUUCUAGUUAUGAAAAUAAACUAUUACAUUCACGAAGCAAUUCUCUGGAUGAGGAACAUUCUACCUCAGAAUCACAACAGUCUGGUGAUGAGUAUCAAAUGUAUUUCUAUGAUACUAAAGCCAAGGCUGUGGAAUCAAAGAAGAAAAAUGAAGAACCAAAUUAUUUUGCUGGUAUCAAGAAGUAUGAAGACCUUCAAGAUAGCUCUAAUCUCAUUUAUAACCAAAAGAUUUUGUUUGCUAGAGCAGAAGCCCUUCAUGCUCAUGGUCAUACCAAAGAUGCUUGUUUAUUAGCUAAACAACUUGCUGAAGAGAUGUUGGCUAAUCCACCUGAUUUAUUAGCAGAAUCAGCUAAUGUACCAACUCCUAAAUCCAAAAAGAAGAAAGCUUUGAAUGGUAUAAGUCUAUUGGCUAGUGCUACACUGGCUAAAGCAGCUUUUCUGGUCAGUGUUUUAUCAGAAGAUACUGAAUGUCAUCAUCUUGCCUUUCAAGUUGGAAUGUUUGGUUUAGAUCUACCACGACCACCAGCAUCUUGCAAACCUUUAGAGGUAAAACUGGCCUAUCAAGAAUCAGAAUUGUUACAAAUGUUAAAGAAGAUACCACUAGGUUUAUUACAGUUAAAUAUAUUACGUCGACGUGGUGAAGAGUUAGUAGAGGGUAAAAUAACAACUAGAGGAGAAGCUCUAUUACCAUUACAUUUAGCUACCUUUAUAUUUGAUUCUUUAUUAAAGUUUUUUCCAUCAAUUGUUCAAAAAAGGAGAAAUGAGAAGAAUUGUUCACGGAUGAGCCCUGCUGAUGAAAAGCUAGGUUUUGAUGCCGCUGUCACAGCUUUAGGAUUAAAAGCAAAUGUAUCAGAAGCAGAACAUCCAUUGUUAUGCGAGAGUACAAGAAGACAAAGAGGAGAGUUAGCUAUGACAAUGUUGUUACUAUAUAAAGAUGAUCAAACUAGGCUUAGUAGGAUAAUGGAUAAGAUAUUAGAUAAAGAAAUACAUCAACAGUAUAAAGCACCAAGUUUAGUCACCUACCUGGUUAACAGACCAUCUACUAGUCAUACUAUUAGUUCUAGUCUCUCUAGUAAUACUACCACACCACGUGAUCAUCACCAUCAUCCUUCACCACAACCUUCAGCAUCUAAUCUGGAUACUUUAUUUCUACCAGAACGUUCUAGUCGACAAUCAAUGAAUGAUUCAAUCAAUAUUGAUGGUUUACCUCCACAUAACCUAUCAUUACCUGGUUCUAUCAGUGGUGGAGCACGACCUAAAACAACUUAUACUAUUACUGGUCGUUAUAAUAGAUUCAAAGGAAAGAAUCGUAUUAUGCCAACAAUACCUAAUCAACCAUCUGAAGCUUCAGCUCAUUUCAUGUUUGAAUUAGCUAAAACUAUAUUAACUAAAGCUGGUGGAAAUAGUUCAACAUCAUUAUUUACUCAACCCACCAGUAAUAGUAAUCCACCAGGACCUCAUCGUAAUCUACAUAUUUGUGCAUUCCAAAUAGGUUUAUAUGCUUUAGGAUUGAGUAAUUGUGUAUCACCAAAUUGGUUAUCCAGAACUUAUUCAUCACACGUAUCUUGGAUAACUGGUCAAGCUAUGGACAUCGGCAGUGUGGCUAUCAGAAUCUUGAUUGAUACAUGGGAAGGACAUUUAACCCCACCAGAAGUUGCCUCAUUAGCUGAUAGAGCUUCAAGAGGUCGAGAUCCUAAUAUGGUUCGUGCUGCUGCUGAAUUGGCUUUAUCCUGUCUGCCUCAUGCUCAUGCUCUCAAUCCUACUGAAGUUAGUCGAGCAUUAUUCCAGUGUAAAGAACAGAGUACUGAUAUGUUAGAGAGGGCUUGCCUUGCUGUAGAAACUGCUGCUAAAGGAGGUGGAGUCUUCCCAGAAGUUCUUUUUGAUGUUGGUAAACAUUGGUAUAAACUGUCUGAAGAUGUUGCAGCUAAUACUGAACCUAGUGAUAAUGCUGAUAAUUCAUCCCAUAAUGUUACUAGUCCACAACUCCUUCCACAAGCCAAUGGUCAAAUGGCUACACAGGCUGUUGUUCUUCCCUAUGCGAUCUCUCAGGCUGGACCCCAUCAUGGCCAGUUACCUCAUUCUUAUGUUCCACCAUAUAGUUACAUGCAACAAGUGCCUGCUCCUUUCUCACACCAAUAUACUCAGCAUCAUUUACCUAUACAUAGUAUCCAUCCUGCUUAUAUGGCCCCAUAUGCCUUCCAAAAUCCAACCCAGUUUGUGAAUAUGCAAAGCCUUCCAACUCAUCCAAUACCAUACCACUCUUCUAAUAAUCCAGCACAGUUUAACUAUGUGAUGGCUGCGUUUAGAGUUGGUAUGUCUGCUAUGGAGAUGUUAGCUAGAAGAGUACAUGAUGAUAGACCUCAAACUAAAUAUGCUAGAAAUCCACCCUAUGGUGAAGAUGUCAAAUGGUUACUGGGUAUUGCAAUGAAACUAGGAACAUAUUACAUACAACAGUUUUGUGCCAGUGCAGUGAAUGCUGUUGUUAGUCCCCAUAUAUUGUAUGAUUUAGCAUUGGAGGCUGCUAAAUUUAUGGCGAGAAAUAACAAUGCGUCUCAUCCAACCAAUCCAACACAUGUAUCUAAUCAACUACGUUCUAACAUUCUCAAUUCUCUCUUCCAAAAAUGUUUACAGAUGUUUAUGCAAUGUGCCCAUCAGAGAAUACAUCAUAUUACUCAAGCUGAUUAUGAUGAAUUUGUUUCUAUUGUAUGUCGAGCUCGUAAUGCCUUCUAUAUGGCUCCAGGUGGUAUGGUACAAUUUACAGAACUACUACAGAGUUUACGGCGCUCUAAAUCAUGUCGUAAAGAAUUAUGGCAACGCAUAGUCAAUGGUUUGGCAACCGGUAGUGUCUGACAACACUGGUAAAUAGUCUUUAUUGAUUUGUCUAAAAUUAAAUAUUAAAAUAGAUCAAAUAUUUUUGCAAUGAAUAAAAUUAAAAAUUAAUUAAAAAAAUGAUAAAAAAUAGUAAAAAUUGGUAGUAGACUAGUAAUAGAAUGAUAUACAAGAAACUAUAGUACUAUUGGUCAUGAGAACUAGUUCCAUACCUAAAUAAUACAUCAGUAAAUUAGUCAAUGUACAGUACUUAAAUGUAUUCAGUCAUGUUUGUUGAUAGAUUUGGAGAUAUGUGUUUUAUUUAUAAGUUUAUUUGGUCAAAUCUGUGUGCCAACAUUCUCUUGACAUUUUCCUAUAGGUUUGCUUGUUUUAUGUUAUAUUUUGUGUGUAUUUAAUGUUCAUAUUUAUAUCUUAUUGUUAUUCUGUUUUAUUUUUCUUUUAUGCAGUUAUAAUAUAAUAUUUUCUCUAACUUAAAGGUUUCAUUGUAGGCCUAUCAUGAAUUUUUUCUGGCAAUUGUAUACAACAAGAACUUCAAUAUAAUCCAACAAUGAUAAUUGUGGACUUGAGACAAUAUGAUAUUUAAAACCAGCAGUCUUUUUUAUUUUUUUAAGUAGAAUAUAGAGAAUGGAUAUGUAAGACAGAAUCCAUCUUUAUUGCUACCUAAAAUAAAGUGGACUGCUUGUUUUAAUGUUUUAAAUAGUCCUGGUUGUGAACAAAUAUCUGUUCUAGACUACAGUAUAUUAUAUAGGAACUUAGUCCUUGUAGAUUAAAAAUAGCUAAAAAUAAGUAAGAUAAAGUCUCAAAAAUGACAAAUUUGAAAUUCCGAAGAAUUAGAAAUUAAUCAUUAAUUGUGUAUAUUAUAAUUAUUGUCUGAUGUGGAUUAAAAAGAAAGGAAAUAACAUUUAACAUUUGGAAACUUCACUUUUGAAUUAAGGAGCUACUUCAGUGUCAGGAGUUACGCAAGUAGACAUUCACUUUAAAAUAACUGCAGGUUCAUCUGAUAUUGGAGAGACUUUUGCCAUUCUUAGGGAGGCUUCUGUUAUCACAUAGAAAUGGUUAAAUUAAAUCUUCUAAAAAUAAAUUAAUAUGUAUAUUUAAUAUCUUGUAAAUUAUAAUUCUGGUUGAAUGUGAAAAAAAUGAUGUGUAUUAGUUUUAUUAGUCAUAUAUUGACUAGAAUCCAUUAUUUAAAUUAUUAAGCAUACAAUUGUCAGGAUUUAGUGUAAAUGUUCUUGCUAAAAUUCAUUGAAAAUAUGUCAUCGAUUUCCAAGAGUAAAUAUAUCAUGUAGUUUUAUUUGGCUUGUUUUGCAGUGAAAUUUUAUCAACAUCGAACUCUUCACAUAGUGUAGUACAUUACAUCUGAGAACAUCAUGCUAUAUAAUCAAUUUUUAGAUAGUUAUACUAGAUUUGACAACAAUCUUUUACUACUCUCAUAGUUUCAACAACAAAUUUUGAAAGUUUUAUCUCAUCACUUUAGAUUGUUUGUUAUUUAUAUUGAAAUUUCGUCCGUUUAUCUCUUGUUGAAAUAACACUAAUCAGAAAUCAUC
Molecule: messenger RNA, 6119 nt
Organism: Lottia gigantea (owl limpet)
Lineage: Eukaryota; Metazoa; Mollusca; Gastropoda; Lottiidae
Exons: 23
Coding region: 1-4596 (1531 amino acids)
Cellular component (GO): Cul2-RING ubiquitin ligase complex
Molecular function (GO): zinc ion binding
Source: RefSeq, a predicted model, not a curated record